Eubalaena glacialis (North Atlantic right whale) is the source of this 1437-nucleotide messenger RNA. It is a transcript of the gene LASP1, whose product is annotated as LIM and SH3 protein 1. Gene Ontology annotation, cellular component: focal adhesion. The coding region runs from base 281 to 1060 and encodes 259 amino acids. Lineage: Eukaryota; Metazoa; Chordata; Mammalia; Artiodactyla; Balaenidae. Gene Ontology annotation, molecular function: actin filament binding. The record is from RefSeq and is a predicted model, not a curated record. The transcript is spliced from 7 exons.
UCCGGAACCCGCCCCCGCGCAGCCCUGGGUCGCCCGGGGAGCGCGCCUCGCCGCGCGCGCCCCUACCCGCGCCCGCGGCGCGUCCCCGCCCCGGUACAGCCCCUCCUCCCCGCUGUGUUUAUUAGGGGAAGGAGGGCGGAGGCGGAGGCCAGUUCCCUAGUUCCAGCCGCCGUCGCCGUCGCCUGUGCAGUUGCAGCCGCGGCCGUCGCCCGCCAGCUCGCUCCGGGGAAAGAGAACGUGCGCGAGCUCCGGCGUCCCCGCCCUAGCUUUUCCCGGAGCCAUGAAUCCCAACUGCGCCCGGUGCGGCAAGAUCGUGUACCCUACGGAGAAGGUGAACUGUCUGGAUAAGUUCUGGCAUAAAGCAUGCUUCCACUGCGAGACCUGCAAGAUGACACUCAACAUGAAGAACUACAAGGGCUAUGAGAAGAAGCCCUACUGCAACGCACACUACCCCAAGCAGUCCUUCACCAUGGUGGCCGACACCCCGGAAAACCUCCGCCUCAAGCAACAGAGUGAGCUCCAGAGUCAGGUGCGUUACAAGGAGGAGUUUGAGAAGAACAAGGGCAAAGGCUUCAGCGUGGUGGCAGACACACCCGAACUCCAGAGGAUCAAGAAGACCCAGGACCAGAUCAGUAACAUAAAAUACCACGAAGAGUUUGAGAAGAGCCGCAUGGGCCCCAGCGGGGGUGAGGGCCUGGAGCCGGAGCGCCGAGAUCCCCAGGACACUGGCUAUCGGCGGCCCCAGGAGCAGCAGCCUCACCACAUCCCAACCAGCGCCCCAGUUUACCAGCAGCCCCAGCAGCAGCAGGCAGCCCAGUCCUACGGUGGCUACAAGGAGCCUGCAGCCCCGGUCUCCAUACAGCGCAGUGCCCCAGGCGGGGGCGGGAAGCGGUACCGCGCCGUGUACGACUACAGUGCCGCCGACGAGGACGAGGUCUCCUUCCAGGACGGGGACACCAUCGUCAACGUGCAGCAGAUCGACGACGGCUGGAUGUACGGGACCGUGGAGCGCACCGGCGACACGGGGAUGCUGCCGGCCAACUACGUGGAGGCCAUCUGAGCCCGCCGGGCGCCACCCGCCCCAUCCGUCUUCAGUGCAUUCCACAGCAUUGCAUCCGUCCUGGGCGUGACCUGUCCACCCUUUGGUGUCUCUGUUUUUUAAAAUCUGCAACAGCUUGUUUAUUCUCCCCCUCUUCCAGCUUCUUUUGCCAGCCGAAGCCUUGUUCUGCCACUUUCGCGGCUCCUUCCUCUGGCAGGUUUUCCCCUUGACCAACUUCUUGAUUUUCUCUCUGGAUGGAACAGGUGUGGACCGCUCUGGGGGAAGCCGAGGCCCGUGGGGCUGGUCUGGGGGGACGACCCGUCAGCUCCCAGGCCUCUGCCUUCUCUCUUUUCUGCCCCCUCAGCCCCUCCUGCCCACCUCCUCACACACCCAAACAU